Messenger RNA from Phycodurus eques (leafy seadragon), 4042 nucleotides. RefSeq lists its product as uncharacterized. Lineage: Eukaryota; Metazoa; Chordata; Actinopteri; Syngnathiformes; Syngnathidae. Gene Ontology annotation, cellular component: cytoplasm. The record is from RefSeq and is a predicted model, not a curated record. The transcript has 12 exons. The coding region runs from base 1092 to 3752 and encodes 886 amino acids. Gene Ontology annotation, molecular function: double-stranded RNA binding; nucleotidyltransferase activity; tRNA binding. Gene Ontology annotation, biological process: regulation of translational fidelity.
UGUGCUCACCGCCACACCGUUGACAAAAGCUGCCAGUGUUGGCGAGAGCUUGAUGCCCUCGGGUCCGUAGACAGAGCUGACGUCAUGAUGAGCGUACAUGAGCUGGGGGAGUAGGAUGGAGUCAGGUAAACAGUUAGCGUCAUCAUCGACACAAAGAAACACACACAUACGCAAAAUUUAAUUUGGUUCAUCACUCCUCAGUUGCUAAAUAUGGUUCUUUGACAUUCAGUAAAGACAGCCAUGACAUUUACUACAAACGAUGUAAUAACUAAGGAUUACCCCGCACUACUCUUUGACUCACCUGUCUGCAUGCUGCCUUAUUUUAGAUAAGACCGAUAAAAAUGAUGUUGAAUUUUUUUCCCUCGGCCUCACCUGGGAGUGCUGCAGAGCCAGUUGAAAGACAUCUGUUGUGCUGCCAAGGAGACCAACUCCAAUACUGUCCAGCACCAUCCUCUUACUGCGAUGAAGGACCACAGGGGACAAGUGUUGAGGCUUCACUUCACUGAUGAACUUUCCAAAAGUCGCCGUGACCGUGUCCUCAUGGGCGGGGUACUUCAAGACUACAUGGGGUAAAAAAGAGGAGUGUAAUGGGGAAAUUAAAAAGAGGGACAAAGUGGCAAAGGAGUUUUGUUGCUAUGACAUUACCCUCCACUGCAGACUUGUGCAGUCCUCUGACAACCCACAUUGGUCUGAUGCCUUUCUGCAGCGUCAGCAGAUUAAGAGUGAUGCUGAUGUUGCCCAGGUGGAGCAGGGACCAGCCUUAUAUAGUCAAGGAUUUACAAUAGUGACGAAGGUGGAACAAGGAAGAUCACGGAUUUUCCACAACACAAUAUUAUCUGGUAAAGGAAGGACUUUCCACAUGUGUGCAUGUCAUCAUUAUUGUAAUCAACACCACCUUCUUUAGAAGCAAAAGAGGAAGGUCUGGGACUCCAUUGAGUUACAUGACAUCAUUUCCUGGGUUGCACAGUGGACAGGAUAGUUGUGCUUAGAAUUUUCGUCAAUCCCACCCAUCCAACCUCAGGAAGCUAUUUAUCCAUGCCUGGGACAAUGUCAACAUUUCAUCGGAACAUCUUCAAACGAUCAUAUAAAUCAUGACGAAAAUGAGUGGUUUUCCAGCUAGUUUCUACAGUGAGCCGGGUGUUUUAGGCCUACUAUCAAAUGGAAUUAGCGCAUUCCUUGUACUUCUCCAGAACUUCAGUACGGCACACUCCGGCAUGUCACCACAUGGGGUGGAGAACAUACUUGCAGGUGUGCAUCUCAUCCUGAUUGGUGGUAUCUGUCAACUGGUGGCAGGCCUGCUGUCCUUCCGAAAAUAUGAUCAUCUGAGUGGCACUGCCUUUAUCGGCUACGCCGCUCUUUGGGCAAGUUAUGGUGCAUCCCGAAUCUACUUUGGCGCAUUAUCCAAGACCCCCUCAGGGCCACACCCAAUAACAAACAACAUGUCUCUGUUCGCCAACAUAACACAAUUGAAUGCAACAAUGGAAAUCCCAGUUUGCUAUUUAUGCCUGUCCCUCAAGGAGUCUGUUAUUGCUGGUCUACUCCCAUAUAUCCUCCUAUCGGCUCUCCUUACCUUUUGUUCAGCCACAGUCAACUAUAUCAUGCCUUUUGUUUUUGGAGCCAUCACAGCCAGUUUAAUUUUUGAAGCAGCAGCUUUAGUGUCAGGUUCAUGGGCUCUUGUGGCAGCCGGGAUUUUUGAGUUACUCAUCCUGAUCUUUGCCAUUUACGGCUCAGUAGCACUGCUCAUAAAAGGUCUGUCUCAACGUCUAGCCAUCAAAGGCUUUGGGACACCUCUCUUUAACGUCCUUCUGCUUGGUACUGCCAGUUCAGCCAAUGCCCAGAAGCCUGACACAGAAAAGAAGAAAAACACAAAGUACGCAGAACCCAUGGCCUUAGGUUUCUUCUGUGACACAGUGCCACCAUUUAUUCUUGCAUUUUACAGCUUUGGGUUCAUGAAAUCUUUUGGUUUGGGAGUUGCCUGGGUGUCAAUAAUCACAGGUGCACAGCUUUUCUCUAGCUACUACUCCCAUCUACGCCAAGACUGCUACCAUACGACUAAGUUUGGUUUUCAUGCCAAAUAUUGGCUGGUCAAGGCUUGGGAUGAGUUUGUGGCAUCUGUUCUGAUUGUGGAGGACACCAAAGUCACCUCAGCGAGGGACCCAAUGGUAGGAAACUGGUUCUUUGUGGUGGGAGCCCUGGUGCUUUGUUGUGGAAGCCUAAACAUGGAUGUUCUGGAACUGAGCCACAACAUGCUGUUUCUCCUGCUCACCAUCUCCACAAUCCCUCAGAUCUCCCUCAAUCACUAUUACAUAUUCUUUGGUAUAGCUUGUACCAUGUUUACCGGCGCCUCGCUGUAUGGUACCUUCUCUCGGCUCAUCAACACUACUGCAGAGAAGUCGCUUAUCAUUGUUGGACCACAGCCCAUCUCUGCUGCCCAGCUGAAGAGUGUGUUGAACUGGAGCAGGUCCAAAGAAGCAAAACAAGAAUUACCGUUCCAUACCGAACAGUUGUCAGAUGCCCUCUUUUACUUGUCAAAUGGGGUUGCGGCUCUGUCUGCUCUCCAUACAAGUGUACACAGCAGAAAUCCUUCAUUCCUCCAUCUGAAUGUCCCUUGGGUCCUCAUCCCUGGAGCUGUCAUCCAGGCUUAUGUCAGUCGGCUGAAAGUCACUGGAGAAAAAACGUUUGGGUCUGUCAUUGCGUCUAUCUAUGUAGCAGUUUGGGCAAUGUGGACCUGGUUUAGAUUUGCAGGUACCCUACUUCAGCUUUCCACACAAGUCGCUUAUGAUUUUGCCGCGGGAGCCAUCGCUUUCCUGGUUAUCAAUUCUUUCCUCUUAUUCAGUGCUACAUACAAGAACCUGGUCCUGUUGUUGCUAACAGCAACCAUGGAGGUGGUCCUUGUUUGUUUUCUUCUUUCGACUCUGCAGCGAUUGCCAUACCAACUAGAAAUGGCCAUGCUUGCACUCUUUUCUGUCAUUUGCACAUAUGGAGCAAUGUCAUCAUUAGUAAACAGCCUCUUUUCCCAGAGAUUACUACCUUUGGGUCCUCCAUUAUUAAAGCAAGUGAAGCAGGAGACUGUGGCUGAGCUACCGUGCCCUUUGGCAAACUCCCGACUCACCUCUGGGCUUUUGAAAAUUGCCAGCAUUCUCGAAAAGGGGGGAGUAUGCGGUAUUCCCACAGACACUGUGUAUGCUUUGGCAGCAUCCUGCAAGAAUGCACAGGCUAUUGACAAAAUCUAUAACAUCAAGGACCGACCAGCAGAGAAGCCCAUUUGUAUUUGCAUUUCUAGUCUGAAGCAGCUGGUGGAAGCCAAACCUCCCUUUAGUCCUCUGCUAUGGGAGUUUAUGCGGAACGUGUAUCCAGGAGGCAUCAGUUGCAUCGUUAGCAAAGGAGACUGGCUCUUGAAACUGGGGGUGGGAGCAGCUUAUGACCGCCUUGGCACCAGGGACAGCAUCAUGAUCCGAGUCCCUGACCACACUGUGACCUGUCAUCUCUGUAAUAUCACUGGACCCCUCGCUAUUACCUCGGCCAAUCCCAGUGGAGAACCAGACAGCACCCACCACAGCAUGGUCAUCGACCGACUGGGGCACAAGAUCCAAGGUGUUCUGUGUGAUGGGGAGACGAAUGAAGUUGUUGCCUCAACAGUGGUGAACUGCCUGAAGAUCAAUGAGGGGGGCAUCGCCAUUAUCAGGGAAGGCUGCGUCCCUGCAGGACAAGUCAGAGAGAUCUUUAACAGAGUGAAAAGCACAAUGGCCUGAUGGUUGGUUGGUUUGGGGCACCCCAAAUGCUCAGGGCCCCAGCACUGUUGUACCCUCCUUUGUUCCCCCACUCUUCGACGCCCCUGUACAAGUGUAUCCAGCACGCUGUUGAAUCCGUAUCUGACUGCAGUGUUGUGAAAGGAGUGUUUUAAUACGUGUGCUGUAGUUUUGUUGACGAGCAGAUCAUAUGGGGCGUGUAAUGUAUCUUUAAUGCUUCCCUUCUUGUGCAAUUGAGCAUUUGAUUUUCCUGGUGUGUCACAUGAACUGUAUUUGAAACUACAUGGAAUAAA